AUGUCCCUCCAAUUAUCCUUUGACAAGUGUAAGCACCAUACAUAUGGCUUACAGCUAGCCAAUAACAUAAAGUUAGCUUUAGCACUUCAAUUAGCGCCAAAAAGCUUGAAGUUAGGAACGAAUGACGAUAUAUCUGAGCCGCUAUUAACCAAUAAUGCUGGCUUUAAUCUUUUCGAUCCAAAUGCUAUCUUAAGAUAUGUACUUGAUGAUUUUAAAGGUUUGAACAGCGAAGAAAGCUCCUUCAGUCAACGCUCAUUAGAAGUUUUGUUGCAUGAGAAAAGCGUUCAGCCUGAACACACGUCACUGAUUGAAAACUCUAUUGAUGCUUACCUCGGGUCAUUUGAAACUCCAGAUUUGGCAACACGCUUGAUUACAUUUGUAAAUACUUAUGCAUUGAAUUCUGAUCUUGUUUCCAAAAAGGUUUCCGCUAUACCUGAAUAUUUGAUUUCUGCAUUGGCCACUGCCAAAGCUCAAACACCACGCUCAACAGCUGCUAUAAAACGUACUGGUGUUGCCAAAAUUGUUCCUGGUCAUGCAGUUAGACCAAGUGACAAAGAAAUCUUGCCAAAAGAAGGUGAACGCAAUAUUUUGAUUACUUCUGCCUUACCAUAUGUUAACAAUGUUCCUCACUUGGGUAACAUUGUGGGUAGUGUGCUAUCUGCAGAUAUCUAUUCUCGUUAUGCAAAGGCAAGAAACUACAAUACGCUUUAUAUCUGUGGUACAGAUGAAUACGGUACUGCUACAGAGACUAAAGCCUUGGAAAUGGGCGUAUCUCCCCGCGAAUUAUGUGACAAAUACCAUGCAAUUCACAGAGAUGUAUAUGAAUGGUUUCAAAUUGACUUUGACUACUUUGGUAGAACGACCACUGAUGCUCAAACCGAAAUAGCCCAGGAUAUUUUUACCAAGUUAGAUAAGAAUGGCUACUUAGAGGAACAAACUAUGAUGCAAUUGUACUGUCCUGAACAUAAAGGUUAUUUGGCAGAUAGAUAUGUUGAGGGUGAGUGUCCAAAAUGUCACUACGAGGACGCUCGUGGAGACCAAUGUGAUAAGUGUGGUGGUUUAUUGGACCCAUUUGAACUUAUCAAGCCAAGAUGUAAGUUGGACAACGCUACACCGGAGCCACGCACAUCGCAGCACGUCUUUUUGUCAUUAGACAAAUUGGAACCAAAACUUGUCGAAUGGAUCAAUAAGGCCUCUGAAGAAGGAGCUUGGUCGAAGAAUACCAGAACAAUCACAGGAUCGUGGUUAAGAGAAGGGUUAAAACCUCGUUGUAUUACUAGAGACUUAGUAUGGGGUACUCCUGUUCCUCUGGAAAAAUUUAAAAAUAAGGUCAUGUACGUCUGGUUUGAUGCUCCAAUCGGUUACGUUUCGAUUUCUGCGAACUACACCAAAGGAUGGGAAAAAUGGUGGAAGAACCCAGAGAAUGUUUCUUUGUAUCAGUUUAUGGGUAAGGACAAUGUUCCAUUCCAUACUGUCAUUUUCCCAAGUUCUCAAAUAGGUACUGGUGACAACUGGACAAAGCUACACCACUUGAAUACUACCGAAUACUUGCAGUACGAAGGCGGUAAAUUUUCCAAGAGUAGAGGUGUCGGUGUUUUUGGUAACGAUGCAAAGAAAACUGGUGUUUCAUCUAGUGUGUGGAGAUACUAUUUGGCAGCCGUUAGACCAGAGACCAGCGACUCUCAAUUUUCUUGGAAUGACUUUGUCGCUAGAAACAACAGUGAGUUGCUAGCAAACCUUGGUAAUUUCGUUAACAGGUUGAUUAAGUUUGUGAAUGCCAAAUAUAAUGGUGUUGUUCCAGAAUACAAAGUAAAAAAUCUAGCGAACUUUGACAAGUUGAAGGGUGAUCUAGAUAACAUCCUCAAUUCCUACGUCAACGAAAUGGAACAAGUCCACGUAAAACGUGGUCUUGAACUAGCGAUGUCUUUAUCUACUCGUGGUAACCAGUUCCUACAAGAAAACAAAUUGGAUAACACUCUAUUUUCACAAUACCCUGAUAAGUCAGAUGCUGUUGUAGGUGUUGGAUUGAACAUCAUUUACGCUGUAGCGUCAAUUAUCAGUCCAUUCAUGCCUGAAACGUCUACCACUAUCUAUAAGAUGUUGAACGCCCCUCCUAUGGCUAUUAAGGAGGAGUUUAAUUUGGUUAUCUUGGGUGGUCACAAUAUUAACAAGGCUGAAUAUCUAUUCCAGCGAAUCGAUGAAGCCAAGAUUGAAGAAUGGAGAAAAGAGUUCAACGGUAACCAAAGUGAUGCAUAG
Messenger RNA from Eremothecium sinecaudum, 2256 nucleotides. RefSeq names its product methionine--tRNA ligase MES1 (gene MES1). Gene Ontology annotation, cellular component: aminoacyl-tRNA synthetase multienzyme complex; cytosol. Bases 1 to 2256 code for a protein of 751 amino acids. The record is from RefSeq and is a predicted model, not a curated record. The transcript has a single exon. Lineage: Eukaryota; Fungi; Ascomycota; Saccharomycetes; Saccharomycetales; Saccharomycetaceae. Gene Ontology annotation, molecular function: methionine-tRNA ligase activity; ATP binding. Gene Ontology annotation, biological process: methionyl-tRNA aminoacylation.